AUGAAGAUUUCGGCGCUUUUGCUUUCUUCGGUUUCAAAAGCUGCCUCAGUCUUCGAUGAUUUCUGCGAUGGUAGAACAGAUGGACUCUAUCAAUACCCUUGGGAUUGCGAGAAAUUUUACAACUGCGCCCAUGGAGUAACUCAUAUUCAAAAUUGCGCCUCUACAACAACUACGGUUAUCACAACAACUUCAUCAACAACAUCAACAACCUCAACAACAACUGCUCCACCAACAACCUCAACAACGUCAAUUUCAACGACGACAAAUGAGCCAGCUCCUGCCGACUGUAACGACGGUUUCAAUGGAGGCUGCUCGCACUACUGCAACAACAACAUGUGCUCUUGCCCAGACUGCUGGAGCAUGAAAGAAGAUGGAAAAACUUGCCUGCCACAGAGCGAUCUUGCUGAAAUCACCUGCUCGCCAACUGGCAUGUCUCUUUCUCUUCACCAAUGCGUCCUCCCCGGCGUAUCCGCGCCAACCCUUCUCGACACCGACUGCACUGCCACUCUCGCCGAUGAUACAUUCACUCUCGACACGACCCUUGACGGAUGCGACACGGCUUUCAUUCUUGAUGACGACGUCGUCACUUUUACCAAUUACCUUCUCGCUCCAGGAGGCGUCACUGGCGGAAUCAUGACCUCCAAGCCAGUUCAACUCGAGUUCUCCUGCGAUUUCGCUGUCGGCGCCAAUGUCAAUCUGACCACCACUGGCAACGGUCUCUUUGGUAACACUUCUUUGGCUUCUGCUCCGAUUGAAGUAACCUUCGGCGUUGGUGAUGAACAACCCGCUUUUGGCGCUUUCUCGUACACCCUGGCAUUCUACGAGGACGAGAGCUUCGAUACGCUGAUGGAUAUGGAAAACAAAAUCGUCAGCGUUGGCGAUACCAUCUACGCCGCCGUUAGCGUCGAUGUUCCUGUUGCGGGGCUUGAAUUCACCAUUGAGGAAUGCGUGAUCGAAGAUCCCGCCGCUGGAAUGAGCCUGACCAUGAUCGACGCCCAAUGCGGUGAGCCAAUCAUCGAAACGAGCAUCGGCAGCUACUCUGAUUCGGAAAUGAUCACCUUCUCCUUCAUGUCAUUUUUGUUCCCAUCCAAAUCGCGAAACUGGUCCGAACAAUCGCAAAUGCAGCUCAGUUGCUCUAUUUACGUCUGUGACGAACACGAUAGUGGCUCCCUCUGCUCUGUUGACCCCGGCUGCGGCUCUAGAAAACGAAGAUCUGCAGAAGUCAAUAGAUCCCUUUACACUAACUCUGUUCAAUUCAAUGUCAAGCAGUAG
Messenger RNA from Oikopleura dioica, 1272 nucleotides. Lineage: Eukaryota; Metazoa; Chordata; Appendicularia; Copelata; Oikopleuridae. The record is from the annotation of a GenBank genome assembly.